Clarias gariepinus (North African catfish) is the source of this 4879-nucleotide messenger RNA. Its product is annotated as fumonisin B1 esterase. Bases 112 to 1890 code for a protein of 592 amino acids. Lineage: Eukaryota; Metazoa; Chordata; Actinopteri; Siluriformes; Clariidae. The transcript is spliced from 9 exons. The record is from RefSeq and is a predicted model, not a curated record.
GGUAUCCUUCUGCAGCCUGCCUAGUGCUUGACGUGGUUAAUGAAACUAUUUGGUGAUUCAGGCUCGAGCACGUAUAACAGUUCGCUUCAUGCGUAAACAUCGCACGGAGAGAUGAAUGAGGACGCAUUUGAGGUCCCUGCGAGGAACGAGUACCGCUACCUCGUUCAGGAUGAGACUGAAGAGGAGGUCCAGUACGCCCGCCGCUACUACGUCAGCCCGUUCCUCCAAGUGUCCCGGAGGUGUAUGUUUCUGAUCGGCUGUGGCAUUCUUGCCCUUCUCACUCUCGCCGGAUACCUGGCUUACUUGGCCCAGACUCGACCCCGCGGUUAUGCUGAGGUGCUAACAGACUGUGGUUUGCUGCGCGGAAAACGGGAACACGAUGCCUACUCCUUCAAAGGCAUCCCGUAUGCCGUGCCACCUGUCGGCGAACGCCGCUGGCAACCUCCAGCAGACCUAAAAGCGAGAGGAGAGUGCUGGGAUGGAGUUUACGAUGCCACGCAUUUUCGUAGCAAGUGCGCCCAAGUGCGACCUCUCAGAAAAGACGGCCGAGUGAUGGGUAAAGAGGACUGCCUGUACUUGAACGUCUGGACACCCAGUCUACAGCCUACUGAUGCCCUGCCUGUCAUGGUGUGGAUCCAUGGAGGAAACUUACACAUGCUGAGCGGGCAGGAGAAAGGCUACUCGCCCACUGAGGAGUUGGCCAAAAGAACACAAACCGUGUUCGUGAGUCUGAACUACAGGCUUAAUGCAUUUGGCUUUAUGGCACUAGAGACACUGAGAAAAGAUUCUUCGACCAACACCUCAGGAAACUAUGGCUUCAUGGACCAGAUUCUAGCUCUUCAGUGGGUUCAGAAAAACAUCCAUGUGUUUGGUGGAGACCCAACAAAAAUCACAAUAUUUGGAGAAACAUCAGUAUGGGCUUUGAUGCUUUCGCCUCAAGCUAAGGGUCUGUUUCAUCGUGCAAUUGGAAUGAGUCCCUCAUUCGUCUCUAACACCUCGUUGGACGCAGCCGAAAAAGGCAACCACGUGUUCUUGAAGAAUACCGGCUGCCAAGAUGCAGCCUGCCUCCGAAAGCUCGACAUAACUCAGAUCCUCCAGGCCAUUCCGUGGGAAGAAUACCCAUUCUGGGCACGAGAUGGACUAACAGACAUCCCUGUUAAAGGCAAAUCAUACGGUCCAGUUGCAAUCAUAGAUGGCUAUGUUCUCGUCAGUCAUUCGUUCAAAGCUUCAGAGAAAGGUGAAUUUUACAGUGACGUUCCACUCGUGGUUGGAACAACAGAGCAAGAAGCUGAUUUUAGUCCACCCGUGAAAAACAUCUCAACCUGGACAUGGGGCGACUACAAGUGGUUUCUAUCAGAGAAGCUGAAGCCAUUUGGAGAGGAUGUGGUAAAGAAGGCCUCGAAGCAGUACGACAGUUUUGAACCAUGCCCAACCAAUGACAGCUGCCCUGAAAGACUCUACACCACUUUAGUGUCAGAUAUGAGGGCCAGCUGCCCCAGCAACCACCUGGCCAAGCAAGCUGCAGACACCCUAAAGAGCCCUGUGUACCGCUACCUGGUGAAUUACACUCCAUCCAAAGCUGCUGAUUCAUCCACCUUGCUCCCUUACCCAAGCCGAUUCUCCUUCCACAUGAUGGACAGCUUGGCGUUCUUCGGCGGCCUCGAGAUGGCACUCGGCACGACCACUUCUAAAGACAUAGAGUUUCAGCAGACGCUCACAAAGUACUUCAUUCACUUCGCAAAAGAAGGUAAGAUGCCAGAGGAUUGGCCCGAAUUCCCAUCCAAGACUGCCGUGCUGAAUCAGACGCUUUCUGUGCCACAGAAUAUUUUAGCAGAACGAUGCGAUCUCUGGGAAAAUAAUAACUUUUAUUCAUAUGCCUGGACCAACUAAUGUGGUUUUACCUGAUACCCGACCGGACUCUCUCUCACUCUCUCAGCUUUACUAAACAAAUCACCACAACACCAAAUCAACACCCAUCAUUAGAAGCUACGAAAAGAAAUCUGGCGGUUUGGUAUUGCAUUGCAGUUUUUAUCUUUAUCUUGAGUUUAAAAAAGAAAAGAAGAAAUAAACAUGCAGGGAAGAGGUAUUUUAUUUGCACUAAGAGUCAAACACAUUGUUUUUCAUUAAUCAUUAAACAGCAAUAAGUGAACCUGGUGUUUUAUAAGGAAAUAAAUUCGCUGGCUCUGCAAGACACAUCAAUAUUCUUCCUUAUCAGGCUGCACAAUCAUGUCAAAAAUCAUAGCUGGUUCCUUACAUUUGGCUGGUGUUGGUAAGGACUGAAUCAGUUCUCUUGCACUUUGGUUUUUACAUCACGAUCCUGUAAACGUGCAAAUCUUUACAAUAGAUAUAAACGGAUUGAGUGUGUAAAGAGGCGUGUAAGGCUACCUUGGAUUUAACUUCACAUCAUUUCAUUUGUAGGGACACAGUACUAACGAGAAUGACACUCGUCAAUUAAGACAAGCUGAUUUAAGAUAAAAUUACAUGUUUAUAAGCUAAUUUACGUUUUUUAAUGUAUGGUUUUUUUUUUUUUGGAAGGCAUUUAAGCUGGCUUAUAAAUUGUUUUGCUUUAUUUUCCACAAGCAACUUUUUCGCUGCGUGAUGCGUCUGGUGUGGGUUUUCACAUCACUUGAUUUUUUUGCCUGAUUUAAUUCGCGCAUAAUUUUUGACUUCUAAAUUUCAACUCAUCGAGUAGAAACCUGAUGAUUGAGGCACAUUGACUGGAUCACACUAGCUACUACUGUUAUCUCGCUGCCAACAUGAUCAGACACGAAACAAACGAAAUUAACAAAAUACAUCAACAUUCCUCCAAAGUUUCAACCAAAGCUGAGGAUACAUUACACGAACACACUGAGAACAGACUCGGUAGACAUGAGUCGGAGUAUAUCAAAUGCCGACUCUGGACGGGAAUGUGUACCGUUAAUGGCUAAUGAACGUAGAGGAAGCAGGAUCAUGGGCAGGAUACGGGAAGUGGAGGAAACUGUUGCUGCCUGUCUGGCAUCUAUAUUUGUUUGUUUCUUCUACUUGAAAGAUUACUCUUGCUCUCGUGAGAGUUUGGUCUGUUCAGUUGGCCUAAGCUGGAGUGACAAGACGUAUAGUCUACGAUCCCUCAUGUGGCGCAGUCCUUAAGCUUGUUCAUCCAAAAGAUCUGUGAAAGCCAGGCUUAGAAUCUUUUAGAAGUGUGAAAGUCGUGUAGUGUAUCCUCAGCUUAAAUAGUCGAGGAGCUCACAAUUUAUUCACUCUCUCGUCGUCUAUAUCGCUCUAUUCUGUAUUCAGGGUCGCGGAGGGCCUGGAGCCUAUCCCAGGAGACUUAGGGCACGAGGCGGGGUACGCCCGGAACAGAGCGCACACACUUACACACUCAUUUAGGCAUGAAUUGAGGCAAUUUGGGAAUGCCACUUAGCCUAAUCUGCAGGUCUUUAGACUGUGGGAGGAAAGUCACCAAGCACGGGGAGAACAUGCAAACUCCAUGAAUACAGGGAUGGGAAUCAACCCUGGCCGGGAAUCGAACCCGGACCCUGGAGGUGCGAGGCGACAGUGCUAACCACUACGCGACCAUGCCCCUCAAGUAGACAACUAUGUCAACAGUCAAUUAUAUACAGUUGUGCUUAAAAUAAUAGCAGUGUGUUGAAAAAAGGCAGAAAAGCUCCAUAUCCAUAUAAUUACUAAUACAGUAAAGCGUUUUUAAUGUCAGGCCACAAGUUUUCGAUUGGAUUAAGGUCUGGGGAUUGGGCUGGCCACUCCAUAACGUCAAUCUUGUUGGUCUGGGACCAAGAUUCUGCUCACUUACUGGUGUGUUUGGGGUCGUUGUCUUGUUGAAACACCCAGUUUAAGGGCAUUUCCUCUUCGGCAUAAGGCAACGUGACCUCUUUAAGUAUUCUGAUGUACUCAGAUUGAUCCAUGAUCCCUGAAAUGUGAUCAAUAGGUUCAACACCAUAGUACGAGAAGCAUCCCCAUAUCAUGAUGCUUGUGCCUCCAUGCUUCACUGUCUUCACACUGAAUUCAGUGUUUGGGGGCCUGACAAACUGUUUACAGCCUCUAGACCCAAAAAGAGCAAUCUGGCUUUCAUCUGUCCACAAAAUAUCGCGCCAGUUCUCUUUAGGCCAGUCAGUGUGUCCUUUGGCGAGCUAUAACCUUUUCAGCACAUCUUUUUUCCAACAAUGGGACUUCUUGCUGAUAGCUUGGCUUCACAUAGCCGUCUUCUAAUAGUAACAGUACUAACAGGUAACUUUAGGUGUUCUUUGACCAUGCUGGAACUGAUCAUUGGCUGAGUCUUUGGUAAUUUUGUUAUUCUUCGAUCCAUUCGAAUGGUAGUUUUCCAUUUUCUUCAACGUCUUUCUGGUUCAGGUCUCCAUUUUAAAGCAUUUGAUAUCAUUUUAGCAGAGCAGCCUAUCAUUUUCUGCACUUCUUUGUGUGUUUUCCAUCUCUUAUCAACUUCAAAGUACGCUGAUCUUCUGAAGAAUGUAUGGAAUUUUACUCUGAUUUUCAGAAGGAAAUGCACAGGACAACCUUUUCUGUAUUUGUCCUUAAAUAAGGGGAACUUGUUUGACACCUGUCUUUUACAGAAUAAUUGACCUCUCUAAUUAAACUCCACACUAUUAUUUUGAACACGCCCCUUUUCAAUUAAUGAUUCAAUUACACAGAAUCAGGUGCAUCCAAUCAUGACUGGUGGUUUUCUAUUACUCCACUACACCUACAAGUAAAAUAUUUACCAUGAAGAAAUAUAAUUUCUCCCAAAAACAAUUAUUGAUCUGUUUACUGAUGUUGGACUGCUAUUAUUUUGAACACAACUGUAUAUAAGCUGGACAUUCAUAGUUUCCCUAUGAAGCACAUCCGGAAGUGUUUUAUUCCUCUUAAAUUACAGCAAUGUACAAACAAACCA